AUGGAGGCGCGGCUUGAUGUCGGCGUGUGCUAUGGAAUGAUCGGGGACAACCUCCCUUCUCCAGAAGAUGUGGUCCAACUCUACCAGCGCUACAAGAUCGGCAAGUUGCAGCUCUUCGAUCCGAACCCUGACGCACUUGCUGCGCUAAGAGGUAGCGGGAUAGAGGUCACGUUGGGCACCAAAAAUCAGGAUUUACAAAGCAUAGCAUCAAGCGUUGAUGCGGCUAAGACAGGGUUCGACACCUACGUGCAACCGUUCAUCAGUGAUGUCAAUAUUACGCAUCUUACGGCUGGUAAUGAAGUGGUCCCUGGAGAUCUUGGUCAGUAUGUACUACCUGCGAUGCAGAAUCUACAAAGGGUUGUUAAUGGCUAUGGAUACAGUGGGAUACGCGUAACCACUGUGGUCUUAUCCGCCAUCGAGCUCCACAUUCUCUAA
Molecule: messenger RNA, 435 nt
Organism: Eucalyptus grandis
Lineage: Eukaryota; Viridiplantae; Streptophyta; Magnoliopsida; Myrtales; Myrtaceae
Product: probable glucan endo-1,3-beta-glucosidase BG4
Exons: 1
Coding region: 1-435 (144 amino acids)
Biological process (GO): carbohydrate metabolic process
Cellular component (GO): plasma membrane
Molecular function (GO): hydrolase activity, hydrolyzing O-glycosyl compounds
Source: RefSeq, a predicted model, not a curated record